UUAAAUGGUAGAAAGGAGAAAUUUAUAAAGAGCUCAUAUUUCAAAUCAAUAACACCACGAAUGUAAUAUUAGACAUAUAUGGAAGAUCGAAGGUCAGAAUUGCGAUUACUACUGAUUCUUGUAUCAGAAAUGUUCUACCGUUUUCUCUUUUAUGGUAAACGCGUCGACCUCGUUAUCAAUAUCAGUUUUUAUACGAUAUACUCGUACGACGACUCUUAAUAGAUCGUCCUCCCAUUCUGAGAGAACGUCUAUAUUCUGUCUUGGACUUUGAUACGUGCAUCAAGUGUUUCUCGAGUUUCGAACUUUAUCUUUUUAUACUUUUCAUUAUACUAUAAACAAUAUCUUUUGUAUAUAUACAAACAUUUUGUAUAUAUAUAUACACACAUUCUUUGCUCUUUGGCGCUUUAUUUUACUACUGUGCAAGUGAUCAAUCGAGUGAUUACCAACGAUAUAGCUAUCUGUAAUUAUUAUUGCAAUAUGUAGUAUUACGAUUUGAAAUUCUUAAACAGUUAGACUCGUUCGAAAGAUGAAAUAUGCAGUGAUCGGUGCAGGAGCGGCAGGUUUAGCGGCUCUUCGACAUUUCACUUCCGGUACUUACAAAGAUGAAAUCGUUUGCUACGAGAAAACGGAAGAAAUCGGUGGCACUUGGGUUUAUAGAGAAGAAACUGGUUUGGAUCGGUACAAUUUACCGAUUCAUACCAGCAUGUACAAAAGUUUAAGGACGAAUCUACCGAAAGAAGUGAUGGGUUUUCCUGAUUUUCCGAUACCAGAUCGACCAGAGAGUUACUUGACGCGCAAUGAAAUACUUCAGUUUCUUAAUUCCUAUUGCGAUCAUUUUAAAUUGAGAGAAUACAUUCGCUUUCUUCAUCACGUUGAAUACGUAGAACCUAUCUCGGAGGAUCGUAAAUGGUCAGUUAAGGUCAGAAAUUUGAAGGAGAACGUUGUUAAAACUGAGACGUUCGAUGCAAUUAUGAUUUGCAAUGGUCAUUACUUCGAACCCUUUACUCCAAAUUUAAAAGGUCAGGAUGUUUUUCAAGGAGAUCAACUGCAUAGCCAUGAUUACAGAGUACCGGCCAUUUUUAAAGACAAAACUGUCGUUGUCCUUGGUGCAGGUCCUUCCGGUAUGGACUUAGCUCUUGAAAUAUCGACGAGUGCAAAACGUGUAAUUUUAAGUCAUCAUUUAAAGGAGCCGAUACUGACAAGAUUUCCCGAUAAUGUGAUUCAGAAAUCCGACCUCGUAGAGUUAACCGAACACGAUGCAGCUUUUUUAGACGGCAGUAAGGAAACGAUCGACGUUAUAUUCUAUUGUACAGGAUACAAAUACAGUUUUCCUUUUCUUUCGGAAAAAUGUGGUAUUCGCGUGGAUUCGAAUAUGGUAACGCCACUUUGGAAACAUCUUGUGUCUAUAGAAAAUCCUACUCUCGCAAUUGUCGGAUUACCAUUUUACGUUUGCGCCUUUAGUAUGUUUGAUCUGCAGAUACGAUUUCUUUUGCGGUUUUGGCAUGGAGAAAAAUCCUUUCCUGAGAAAGCAAUGAUGUUACGAGAAGAGUCGGAAGAAUUGAAAAGACGUAUUCGAAAUGGAUUGAGUAAAAGACAUUUUCACAUGAUGGGUACAGAGCAAGGUGAAUAUUACGAUGACUUGGCAAAUACAGCUGAAAUAACUCGACUGCUUCCGGUAUUAGUGAAGUUGCAUAACGAGAGUAGUAAACGUUUUUUGGAUGAUUUGGUGCAUUAUCGAGAAGAUAGGUAUAGGAUUAUUGACGAUUAUAACUAUGUGCAACUCUGAAGAUAUAGUUUGUAGAAAAGAAUAAAAAUAAACGAAAAAAAAAAGAAAAAAGUAAACAAAU
This is a messenger RNA of Vespa mandarinia (Asian giant hornet), 1847 nucleotides long. RefSeq lists its product as uncharacterized. The record is from RefSeq and is a predicted model, not a curated record. Lineage: Eukaryota; Metazoa; Arthropoda; Insecta; Hymenoptera; Vespidae. Gene Ontology annotation, molecular function: NADP binding; N,N-dimethylaniline monooxygenase activity; flavin adenine dinucleotide binding.